Erpetoichthys calabaricus (reedfish) is the source of this 2035-nucleotide messenger RNA. Its product is annotated as cytohesin-interacting protein-like. Bases 313 to 1404 code for a protein of 363 amino acids. Gene Ontology annotation, molecular function: protein binding. The record is from RefSeq and is a predicted model, not a curated record. The transcript has 8 exons. Lineage: Eukaryota; Metazoa; Chordata; Cladistia; Polypteriformes; Polypteridae.
CAGACCAAAAGGCAAACAGAUCUCCCAGCACAAAACAAUUACAAAAGGAGCAGAGGCAGAUUCCCCUAAUGUCCCAAAAUCAGCAAAGAAGCAUAAAAAAAAGAAAAAAAUGGAGACAAAAGCUUAUGCAAACAUCGUAAGCUCCAACGAUGGGCACAAGUUAAGUUCACCCUGCAGUUAAACCUAAAACCCACAAAAAGGGUCACAUGGCUUGGAUUUCCGUUUUGACACAUUUUGUCUGCAGGCGAGGCGCGCAGAGCUUUACAAGUCACUCAAAGCUGUGCUGCCGAGUUAAUCAGCGGGCCCCUGAAAAUGACUUUGAGGCGCUUUAUAAGGGAAUUUCGAAAUGAGAAUUAUAUUAUGGGAAACGUGCACAAGACAAGAAGUUCGUUGUAUUUUGAUUCGAAUUCGAAUGAAGAAAAUGACAACAAGCAACUUCAGAACCUGGUCACAUCACUUGGAACCUUGCCAAGAGGGCGCCGGCCGCUAUUGCACUGCCAGUUUAACCCUCCGACGGAUUUUCCUGACACUCCAAGGACGACCUUCAUUUUAGAAAAACAAGACAAUGAAACCUUUGGGUUUGAAAUUCAGACACACGAAUCUCCACAGCAAGGCACCCAUUCUGCACCAUUCUACACUUUUAUCUGCAAAGUGAAUGAAAACAGCCCGGCAGAGGCUGCAGGUCUCACAACCGGUGAAAUUAUUGUAAAUAUCAAUGGCAUCAGUGUUGAAAGAUCCAGCCAUCAGCACAUUGUGGACUUGAUCAAAGCCUCUGUUAACUGUUUAAGGUUGGAAACUAUUAAUGGAGCAGACAUGAAAAGAACUGAACUGAAGGCCAAGCUCCGAAUGCUCAAGAAAAGCCUGCAUGAGAAAUGGGUGGAGUUGGAGUCGCUGGUGUUAAAAGAACAACGCCUUUUACAGGAUUGCUUGAAUGAAUGCUCUUCUCAAGGGCCAGACUCACCAGUGUAUCCAAGUGCUUGCUUUGAUCCAAGCACUUUGUCAUUCGCUCACCAACCACAAACCAAGCAAAGGUUUUCAAGUGACAGCAGCUGUGUCAGUCAGCUCAGUUUCAUGACGGAAGGCAGCGACGAUGGCCUCUACCAGAUGUGUGUCUUUGAGGAAUCAGUAAACCCACAGAGACGCGCCAGUGUGGAUGACGAGUGCCUCUCUCGGCGAGGCAGCACCACAAGCAUUAAGGCCCAUCUUUCAAGGACAAGAAGCAUCAACAUGAUUGGCAAUGGCGGAAAGUCACCUUCGUGGGAAGGAGCAGCUCCAUCAAGCAUAUUUGGGACUUUGCCUAGGAAAAUGAAAAGAGGAAGUGUCAGGAGACAGCUCUUAAAAUUCAUCCCUGGCCUUAACCGUUCAGUCGAAGAAGAGGAGACCAGUGAAUUGAAGCACAGCUGAGACUUGUCUUGGCUUCUUGGGUGGGACUAUAGCAGCACAUCAGACUUCAUGCAGCAGAGCAUUAAAAGAUGAGCAUUCCUAAAUGUGAAUUUGGUCAAUUACAUUUGGAAACUCAGAAAAGUAAAAAGGCAGCUAAGUAAAACAGAAUACUUUGUGAUUUCUUUCUGGCACCAUAAUGACAAAUAACUAUAAUGAUAAUGACAAUGAAACCGCAAAGGUGAUUAGGAAAUAAUUUAAUAUCUGGUACUCAUCUUAACUUGGAAUGGAUUUUUUUAGCAGUCUUUUAUUCCUCUGGGUGCUUUUUUGAAGAGUGUUAUUGUGACCUUUUCAUAUUUAUUCCGGCCCACUGGGUUCCUGCCUUGUACUCAGCGUUGCUGGUUUGUCUCCAACUUUCUGCAGGCUUCAUUUUUACUUAGGCAAACCAAAAGCUGAAUGACUUUGUGUAAAACACCGUCUUUGACUGCUUAAAGUCCCUACUGAACUGCAUAACUGUAAACGUUUACAUGCGUUCUUCUCUAACAAACUAUUUGCUAUUUUUAACCAACACAUUAACAUAUCUCUUACUUUGAGAGGUUGCUAAAAUCAAAGUUUUCAAAAUCUUUUUUAAAAUAACACUGUACUUUAAUCUGUU